This is a messenger RNA of Phyllopteryx taeniolatus (common seadragon), 1415 nucleotides long. RefSeq names its product annexin A5a (gene anxa5a). Gene Ontology annotation, molecular function: calcium-dependent phospholipid binding; calcium ion binding. The record is from RefSeq and is a predicted model, not a curated record. Bases 1 to 1206 code for a protein of 401 amino acids. Lineage: Eukaryota; Metazoa; Chordata; Actinopteri; Syngnathiformes; Syngnathidae. The transcript is spliced from 12 exons. Gene Ontology annotation, cellular component: cytoplasm.
AUGCCGGCCCCCCGUAAAUUCCUCCUGGCGUCCACGACGCUGCCCCUGCAGCUGGACUGGGGAUGGAACGUGAGCGUGUACCUGGCGAUGCUGCUGGGGCUGCUGGGGCUCAUCAUGCUUCUGCUGUGGAUGCUCAUCAAGCAGCUGCGCCACUCGGUGGGCAAAGCCACGCUGCAGCUGGCCAGAUCCUUCCGACAGCUCCCCGCCAACACUUCCAACGCCGCCGCUGCCGCCGCCUCGGCUCAGGAGCUCCGGCAUGCAUACCGAGGCAGCGUCCGACCUUUUGUUAACUUCGACGCCAAACACGACGCAGAGAUCCUCCACCGAGCCAUGAAAGGACUCGGCACAGAUGAAGACGUGGUCCUGAUGUUGCUGGCGGCGCGCAGCAACGAUCAGCGGCAGCAAAUAAAAGCGGCGUACAAAACGGCCUACGGAAAGGAUCUGGUCGGCGCUCUCAAGUCGGAGCUGGGAGGUCUGUUCGAGCGUCUCGUCGUGGCCCUGAUGACUCCGCCCGUCUUGUACGAUGCCACGCUGCUGCACAAGGCCAUCAAGGGUGUCGGGACUGAUGACGACGUGCUGAUUGAGAUCUUGGCCUCCAGGAGUGGACCGCGCCUUCGAGACGUCGAUAUGGUCUACAAGCGAGAGUUUGGAAACAAGCUGGAGAAAGACAUCUGCAGCGACACCUCAGGUUACUACCAGAGGCUGCUGGUCAUCCUGCUGCAGGGAAGCAGGGAGGAGGGAGUCAACGAGGCAAACAUCGAGAAAGAUGCCAAGGACUUGUAUGCGGCGGGCGUGGGCAAGUUCGGAACAGAUGAGGAGAAAUUCAUCAACAUUCUUGGAAACAGGAGCGCAGAACAUCUCCGUAAAGUGUUCGCUGCGUACAGAAAGUUGUGUGCUUCCGACAUCGAGGACAGCGUUGAAGGCGAGACCACAGGAAAUCUGGAGAAUUUGCUGCUCGCCGUCGUGAAAUGCACCCGGCACCUUCCGUCUUUUUUUGCUGAGUCGCUGUACAAAUCAAUGAGGCGCGCAGGGACGGACGACGACACCCUGAUGAGGAUCGCGGUGUCCAGGAGCGAGGAGGACAUGCUAGACAUCGCCGCGUGCUUCAAGGACCGGUACGGCGCCUCGCUCCACGAUGCCGUACAAGAGGAUACAUCAGGUGCCUACCAGAAGUGUUUGCUUUAUCUUUGCGGCCCCAAAAAUUGACGCCGCGCCUCGAAGACGACCUCCUCCUCGCCGCAACGCCGGCGAUUGUCAUGUCACCAUCGCCUGUUGUUGUUGUGAUUGAUUCCGUUCGUGUGAUUGCCUUGGGUGUCAUGUCUGGCUUGGAAGAAAAUAGAUCACAAAACUUUGUGGCGCGUAGUUUUCUUUCUUUCAAGAGUCGUAGAAGGCACGUCAAGCUCUCGUUACAAACA